CUGAAAUGGACACAAGAUGGCGUCGUGCAAAAGCAACGCUGGAGACGGGGGUGGAAUGUCUUUUAAUUUCCCCUGAAUCAUCUUUAAUAAAAUCGUGAAAUAAGUCAUAAUGUAUUUGAUGAAAUCGAAGAAAGCUAUAGAAGAAGAGGACUGGAAAGAACUGAUGGAAAAGAGGGGUAAAUACAUGGAGAGGAAACGUUUAUCCGGAGACAGGUCGUCCAACGUCGGUGGUCCAAGUUCAUCGGGCCAACAAAACACAAAAAAUACAAACGCUGGUUUUCAACCUGAUGAACUUCCGGAUGGCCAUGGAUUUCAACCAGUCACAAAGAGUAUUCCACAGCCGGGAGAGGAUGUUCUCCAUACUUCUUACAGAGACGCACAGUACAUAGGCUCAUUUUCUGUGGUUGGGGAAGACCAGGCUUCCAGAGCAGAAUAUGUGAGAAAACAGCUGGAAAAAGUUAGAACUGUGGGUAGAAGUAAACCAGUGGUUAUUAUGAUAUCCCUGAGUGGUAUUAAAGUCUGCAGCUCAGAUAAACAGACAGUGUACAUGGCCCAUGCCUUGAAGAGAAUCUCCUAUGCCACAUGUGAUCCCGAGUGCAGACAGUUCUCGUUUCUUGCACGGGAACCACGGGGCCAAAUUAGCACGCAGUACUGCCAUGCCUUUUUAACGGCCACCCCAGAGGAGGCUGAAGAUCUCAACACAUUAGUCGGCAACGCCUUCAAAAUGUCUUAUGCUCAACAGCGGACCAAACGACCCACAUUCAAUGAACUGAUAGAGAAACAAAUAGAGGAACAAAAACAGAUUUACGAACAGAAACAGCUGCAGUUCAAGCAGGAGUUUGAGAAACGGCUGGAGGGGAUAGCUACCACCAAAGUCAGCGAGCGCGUCCAGCUGCGCCGCGAGAUGAGACAGAAGAGUUUCGAGGAGCAGAAGGAGAGAGAGGCGGAGCAGAGGGAGGCUAUGUUAAACAGACAAUGGUAUCACAUGGACUACAAUGAACAACCAGCCUCCCAGGACAAGCAGUGGGCGAAGCAUUUUGCAAACAAGGCAAAGCACAAAGACCCAAUCGCAGGUGCUGACUCCGCAAGUGGGACUUUUUCUGUGCGCCCACCAUCAGCGGCCAUGAUUUGUUCACCAGGAAUUGCCAACAGUGAAAGUAAACCUAGUCAAGACACUUCGGAUAAAAUAGCAGUGAAUCAAAAACGGAGACUCGGUGAGACAAGAGACCAUGCAAAUGCAUCUCAGGACUUAAAUACUAAACGAGAAUCCAACACCAGUAUUUUAAGCAGUUUCUCAUUGGCCAAUUUCAACUCGUCUAAUUCCUCACGGGGCGGAGGAGGUGCUCAUGGAUCUCCCGUUGUUGCCUUGAAAGAGACGAUAGACAGUCAGUUUGUAGGGUUGGUUGGUCAGCCCCUGGGGGCCGAGGCAGAGAACGUUCCGCCCCCUGUCCCCACUGAGCAACCUGAGAACUAUUUAUACCCUGUCACCAUUCUACCGCCACCUUUAGAUUUUGGGAAAACAACUGAAGAUGGCGUUACUGAGGCAGAUGGAGCAAAACAAGGUAAAAAUCCCAUGCUCAAUAGACCUCUCCCAGCAACACCCAUGGAGGACAGAAAGACCCCCAAGAACAAGGAAGGUCAAAGGUCAAGCUUGGCAAGUGAAGGCCAAAGGUCAAGGUCAAGUCUGGCCAGUGAAGGUCAAAGGUCAAGGUCGAGUUGGUCCAGCGAAGGACAGAGGUCGAGUUAUGCCUCUUCAAGCAGUGACAGUGCUAGUCUUGCACCAAAUUACACAGCUCAUGUGAAUGGAACAGUUAAACAAAAUGUAUACAACACACGUUAUCAGAAUGACAGCCCUUUUCGAUAUAGCAAUUGUCAGAAUGGAGCAGCUGGAACUUAUGCAGUUGGGCCCUCUGGAUCCACAGGCUUGCCAUUAAGGUACGAUUCUUUGAGGAGGUUACAGCAGCAGGCAGAAGCCGGACAUGAAGAUGAAACACUAAAGAUGGCGCCAUGGUACCAGGCAGGAAUUCCAAGGGAGAUAGCCUUGGAAAUUCUACACCACGAGGACAUAGGCUCGUUCAUCAUUCGUGACAGUACCACACACGCAGGGUGCUACGCGCUCUCAGUAAAAGUUCCAAAGUUCGACAACCCAACUGGCAUUGCGCACUAUUUAAUUCAGCGAACACAAACUGGAGUUCGACUGAAGGGGCUAGAAAAACAAUGGAACAACAUUACGUCUCUUGUGGUGCACUUAAGCGUCAUGAAGGAAAUGCUGCCGUGCACUUUGAAAAUGCCUCGGAAUUCAAAUAAUCCGUCAUUCACGGAGAUGGACAAAGAAGGAGAGGAAGACAGCAAGACGGAAGACCCAGACUAUCACCGACUGACAGAUUUUCACACUGUUAUGGCAGAAUUGACAAUAUAACUGCUUUAAAAAAAUGUGUGCAAAAGUUAUGGAUACAGAAGAGAAAGUGAUAAAUAUGGAACUUUUCAGGCUCUUAGCAGACUAAUGUUUUCAGACACAGCUGAGUUUGCUGAUGACAUAAGUGCUUUAAUUACAUGAGGACGGGAUGUCCCGUUUGUAAAGCCAAAAUGGAGACUUGUGAUAGCCGUAGUUGAGGCUGCUCAAAUGCUUUCAAAUGUAUGGAAUCAUGACCAUGUAGAUGCUUGGUAGAAUGUUAGUGGAGAAAAAGUCAGAUUGUGAUAGACUGUGAGCUUUUCAAAUAAUUUUUUUCCGAUGUGCAUGGGGAAUGUUAUCAUGAACACUUUUUAGAAGUGAAUGUUCUGAUUUGAUUACAAAAAGAGUUCUAAGAUACUGGUUUCAUAGGAAGAAGGCAGUGGUACACGGCUAUAAAUAAUGAUGCUGCAGAUUCCAGCAUCCCAUCAAGUUGAUGGUGACAGCCUUAUUUCUGUUGAAGAUUACUUUUUUAAGUCCUGCUGUCCAGCAGAGUUCCACAAGGCAUUGUGAAAAGUGUAUCGCAAAGAGAAAAAAAAGUGCAACUACAAGUUUGACUGUUGAAUGUGAUAAAGAUGCAGUGCUGCGCAUUGCCAGCUUGAUUGUAUACAAAAAACAAGCUAGUGUAAAUAUGAACUUUCUUAUUGAAGGGGUGCUGAGACUUUAGUAGAAAAUCGUAGCCACUUUUAUGCAGAAAUGCAAAGGAGAAAACAUAUAUAUAUAUGCAUCAUAGUGUUUGCAUAUGUUAUUUACUAGUGUGUUAUUUGCCUUUUGUAUAAUACAAGGUCUCGUUUUUCCAAAAGUACAAACUAGGUCCAAGGCUGAUCUUGGUUUUCAAACUGAAGUAUGAAGUCUGACAGGAGGCUGGGUGAAAUUGCAGAAAAACACUGAAUGAUUCGAGCAAAUCUUGCUUAAAGUUGUAGCUAUUUUUGUUGUUCUUUUGUGAAAUCAUCCAGGGUCUUUGCAUUGCAAGUGGGAAUGCUAUACACAGGUUGAUCAAGGGCACAAAGAUUUAAAAAAAUACAUUUAUUUAUUUAUUUAUUUAUUUAUUAUUAUUUUUUGCCUCAUUUCACACUUGAAAAUAAUAAAUUCAAGAAGGACAAUUUCACCUUAAAAUAUAAGACACAGGGAUGGACAAUUCACAAAUUUGUCUCAUUAAGAGUGUCAUAAGUUUAAUACUAUUGGGGGGGAGGGGUUAUAAACCAGAUCCUCACUGUUAUAUUCAUUUGGGGGGCAGGUGAAGCUAAAAUUUUCAGUCUUUAAGUCAAGAUCAGCCUAGGAACUGAUUUGGUUAAAUGGGCUCCUAAGCCAUUCUUUUUUAUUUUAUCAUAGGUGCCUGUGGUAUUACAUAAACAUAUAAAUAUAUAUCCCUGUGUUUAUCAUUGUAAAAUAUAUAUGGAGACAACGGGCAUGUCCGCAACAAGACUUAACUAAGAAGACCUGAAAUGGACUAACUGACACCCCCACAUAGGUCAUUUAACUUAGGAUUUUCAUGUUAGAAGCCCAGUGGAAGACCAUUUGUGAUCUGGUCAUCUGGUGAUGUCAUUUGGACUAUUCCUGGUCAAAGUUUUGUCGGGUUGUGAAAAUGGCUGUAGUUGAAACAGAUAUCGCAGUUUGAUAGUCACAUAACUUCAUGUGGGUAAAGAUUAUAAGCAUUCUUGUAUGAAUACAUGUGCAUGAAGUACACAAAGUUGGAGUUUUACAGACCUUGUAUUUGUAUCAUUUUGUUAGCAAAGCAGCUUUAAACAAAAAAAAAAAUCAAAAUUCCCUUUGUUGAAAUGACUACAGGGUUAGAAGUAUUUGUGAAAACAGUUCCGUGUGUGAUAUCAAAGUCGCAUAAUUCAUUUUAUUCUCCUUAUAUCAGUUUCUCUAAUUCUCUUUCACCAGUUCUUCUCUCACCUAUAAAUUUCACAGAACUUUAUUCCAAACACUGGUUAAAUUCAUAUAGUAAUAUAAUUAUUUUGAAAUAGAAUGGUGAAGAGGUCAUUGGUACCUAACAUGCUCAUAGGAGAGUCCAACAGUGCUCUGAAAUUUAUGCUGGUUCUUUGGUCCGGAUGAUAAUCACGUUGUAUUAAUUGGAAGUCAUUUGUUAUUGUCAGAUCCAAGAAAGAAAAAUGUACAACUGAGAAUGGGAUUUCUUUUUGUGACGACUGUUUUUGCCUAUUGUUAUCCAUUGCCUUAUUUCUGUUGCUAUUGCUCAUGUAGUUGUGACAAAAAGUUGCAAACAACAACAGGCUUGCUCAAUUAUGUGUAUUCGGGAAUGGCAUGAGAAAUGUCGUCAUUUGUUAAGAUCUGUUUUAUGAACAUUAAGAACAAUUGUUGACUGGAAAAACAAAUUAAGUUGGGAAUUUAUGGUAAAUUUGUGUAAAAUCGUUAAAAAUAUUUGUGCAAAUUUCCUGUUUUGAUUCAUUUCCUAAAAUUUGUUUUAGAUACAAAGGUAAUACUAUUGUACAGAGGUAUAUCUUUUAUUAUUUAUUUGUUGGUUCAUUUCUUUGCUUAUUUUGAAAAAAAUCAAAAUGUACGUUUUGAACAUGAGUUGUACUUGUACUCGUUUCUAAUGCAAUGUACAUUGUAGCUUGAAAUAAAGUCUUCAGUACUUGUUUAAGGAUCAAAAAGGAAGGCUUCAUUUUCAACAAGUAAAAGCACAACUUUCUUUUACAAAAUAAUUAUAAUAUUUGAAAAGUGAGAAAACACUCUGAGGACAGUGUUCCUUCUACAGACAGCUAUUAGUAAAAAAGCUUCAGUCUUUUUUGUCUGUUUUUAGUUUUAAGUUUGAAAAAUAAAGAUUUUCUUAUAAAAACUGAACAUGUUAGUACAAAAUGAUACAUACUUUUUUUGGACGGGUGCAGAAUAAUUUUGAUCAUUUAUCUGAUGAAAAAAUGCAGACAGUAUUUUUCUCAGAUUUUUCAUGAGAGAAUUGUGCUUAGUUUGAGUGAUGGAGCAAGAAAUUGGGGAAACUGUUAGCACUCACCAGAUUCCAACCAAAUAGACAGAAAAUAUUUUAAAAAUGAUUCUUUGUUGGUACAAUCUGAAUCUUGUCCAAACUCGUUAUUUUUGUGACUACUUUGAAGUGAUAUAUCUUAAUAAGAUAGUUGGAAGAGAUGUGUUUGAAAUUUUAAGAGUAAUAUCCAAAGCCAUGUUUGUUAAAGCUUCGGAGUGCUGUAGGCCACUGUGUAAGCUUUUUGAUAAAUAAAAGAUUGAAAACAGAA
This is a messenger RNA of Lingula anatina, 5658 nucleotides long. RefSeq lists its product as uncharacterized. Lineage: Eukaryota; Metazoa; Brachiopoda; Lingulata; Lingulida; Lingulidae. The record is from RefSeq and is a predicted model, not a curated record.